CACCGCAAGAGCAAUGCAGAAAGAGCAGUUACAGUUCACACCGCGACUCAAUACUUGACGCGCCAGUUUGAUCCUCGAAACAACCGCUUCUAUUUGUUUGUGUUUGUUUGUUUUUCUUUCGAACUAAAAUUCAACUUCGAACUUUUUGUUUUAGAAACAAGGAACAGAAACAGACCUUGUUAUGGAAAUCAAAACGAUCCUGUUUUUAAUUCUGAAUGCCCACACAUGCACUGCCAUCUUUAACGUUAGUGCUGAAGACAGUUUAGCUGAAAAUACGACAACUGUUCAGCUGGUUAAUCCAGAAGAUCAUCAUGAGAAACCCAGAAAAGCCCCCGCUGGACGCAGUUUUGCUGUUCAGCGUGACUAUGAAACCCAGACGGAUGAGCCGAUUGACUACAAUAUGGAUGAGACAUUGCCCAACUCUUCUUUAAUGCCAAAUAAAACUCGUAAAGAGUUACGCCAACAAGCAUCCCAAUCUAAUAAAGGAGCACAUCCAUGUAACAUCACUGAUCCGAAUGCAGCAAGAUGCACAAUCCCGAUACUCAAGAUCUCAGACAAGGCUGUUGACUUCCUUAAAAGCCCACUGGCCACACGCAUCAUGCCCUCAUUCUACAUCAUCAUCAUCCUCAUUAGUUUGCCCCUGAAUGCUUUGACCUUGGUAACAUUCACCUGUAGGAUUCGAGCGAAGAAACCAGCUGUGAUCUACAUGUCUCACCUGGCGUGUGUGGACCUGCUCUUCACCCUGCUGCUGCCUCUGAAGAUCCACUACCAGCUGAACGCUUCAGAUUGGGUGUUCGGUGAGGCGGUGUGUUGUGUGCUCAGUGCAGCUUACUACUGCUACAUGUACUGCUCCAUACUGCUGAUGAUGAGCAUGAGUGUGGACAGGCUGCUGGCUGUAGUGUUUCCCAUCGCCUCUCUGACCUGGAGGAGCACAAGGAAAGCCACAUGUGUGUGUGUGCUGGUCUGGCUGCUGGCGCUCGCUGGUACAGUGCCACUUCUCUCCAUAACACAAACAUUCAAGAUAAAGGAUGUGGGCAUCACCUGCCAUGAUGCAUUGAUCCACAAUGACCAUACAGAUCAGCAGUACAUGUACCAGUUCUCCAUCCUCUCCUGUGUCUACUACUUUGUGCCACUUAUUGUCACCUUAGUGAGCUACUCCACCAUCAUAUUUGUGCUCCGAAUCAAGUCUAAUCAAUUUGCGACAUCAUCAUCGCUAUCAGAAAAGCGAAGUAGAGCUGCGAUUAUGGCUAUUGCUGUGCUGAUGGUGUUUGUGGUGUGCUUCGCACCAACCAAUGGCAUCCUGUUGUACCACUGUUUUCUUUUAGCUACUGGAUUCAACAGCGGUGAGGGAGAUUUAUCAUAUGCAGCUUACCUGUUGGCUGUGUGUUUGGGGAGCGCAAGUGUUUUUCUGGACCCUCUUCUGUACUAUUACGGCUCGUCUCAAUGCAGACAGAAGAUCAGCUCUGUGUUUUGGUGGAGAUGGGGAAAAAGCACCUUAUCAAAUUCAAACAGUCAGACAAAAUCCUCUUAUGUAAGUUGUGAGUACAGUCAGGCACGCAUUAAGAUGUGAAUUGUUUCGAAAAAGAGCUGAUGAAAUUUUCUGAUAUUGUGCUAUUGACAGAAGAUUGAAUUCAAAGUCUGGCCACAAAUCCUGAUUCAUGCUAAAGCAGGAUAUAUAUCCCUUCCAUGCUGUUAUUUUAAAAAAUCCAGCAUGUUACUAGGUCAAAUUGACCCAACCUAUUCACUGCUCAAGAGACUCCAUUUCCUGUUUGUGACUGAGCAUGUGUAAGAAACACAGUGUUACUGAAAGCAUUUUACAUCGCCAUGUUCAGAUCACAUUUCUAGAGAAUGUCAUGCAAUUUCAGGCUGAAAAAUUGAAAGUUAAGUGGCAGUAAAUCUGUCUAAAAGAGGACAGAAUAUUGUAUAGAAGAAACUUAAAACAUUCUAUUUUUGAAACAUUUACUUGAUACACUUUCAUUCAAUUUUGAUUGCAAGACAAUUACAAAAUUACACAAAUAUUUGUACAAAACAGAUAAUAAAACAGAUCAUGUUGUUAUCUUUAUAUUUUCUGAAAUAUUAAUU
Messenger RNA from Sinocyclocheilus anshuiensis, 2082 nucleotides. RefSeq names its product proteinase-activated receptor 1-like. Gene Ontology annotation, molecular function: thrombin-activated receptor activity. The record is from RefSeq and is a predicted model, not a curated record. Gene Ontology annotation, cellular component: plasma membrane. The transcript is spliced from 4 exons. NCBI's taxonomy places the organism in Eukaryota, Metazoa, Chordata, Actinopteri, Cypriniformes, Cyprinidae. Gene Ontology annotation, biological process: blood coagulation; positive regulation of blood coagulation; thrombin-activated receptor signaling pathway. Bases 182 to 1570 code for a protein of 462 amino acids.